This is a messenger RNA of Leopardus geoffroyi (Geoffroy's cat), 1946 nucleotides long. It is a transcript of the gene IL15, whose product is annotated as interleukin 15. The record is from RefSeq and is a predicted model, not a curated record. Gene Ontology annotation, molecular function: cytokine activity; cytokine receptor binding. Gene Ontology annotation, cellular component: extracellular region. Gene Ontology annotation, biological process: positive regulation of T cell proliferation; immune response; positive regulation of immune response. Bases 571 to 1059 code for a protein of 162 amino acids. Lineage: Eukaryota; Metazoa; Chordata; Mammalia; Carnivora; Felidae. The transcript is spliced from 7 exons.
GGGCGUUGGAAUUUUCCCCGAAAGUCUACGCCUCGGGCCUCUCCCAGCUCCGGGCGGACCUACCCAUUUCGCCCCACCAGCUGCGGACCGGGCCGCCCCGCCCUCUCACGGGGAACACUUAACCGCGACUUCAGUUUUCCGUUGCACUACGUGCAGAGGUUUUCCCCCUUCUGACCCUUUAUUCCUCCCGUGGGCUCUCCUCGCCAUCCUCUGCUCCCAGAGGAACGCAGAUUGCUGGUCCGCUUGCGGGUCCCGCGCGGCUCCUCCGUGCGCUUGGCUCUUUCGGUGCUGCAGGCAGCGGGUCAGCGGGAGGCAGCGCCCGGCGCCGGUGUCUGCUCUCCGCUAACUCCGCAGCUGACCCGCGGAGAGCGAGGGACGUGCGCCUGCCUCCCGCCCCAGGCUGCCCGUUUCGGAGAAGACGCGGUCUGGCAGCACUGAGCGCUGAGUUCUGCACCUAACCGAGCUCAGAGAGUUCCAAGAAAGGAAGUAUUCUGGAUGGAUGGCUGCUGGAAUCCCACUGUCAUAGCCAGCUCUUCUUCAACACUUAAGGAUUUACUCUGGCAUUGAGUAAUGAGAAUUUCGAAACCAUAUUUGGGAAGUACUUCCAUCCAGUGCUACUUGUGUUUACUUCUGAACAGCCAUUUUUUAACUGAAGCUUGCAUUCCUGUCUUCAUUUUGAGCUGUAUCAGUGCAGGUCUUCCUAAAACAGAGGCAAACUGGCAGGAUGUAAUAAGUGAUUUGAAAAUAAUUGACAAGCUUAUUCAAUCCUUACAUAUCGAUGCCACUUUAUAUACUGAAAGUGAUGUUCAUCCCAAUUGCAAAGUAACAGCGAUGAAGUGCUUUCUCCUGGAGUUACAUGUUAUUUCGCUUGAGUCCAAAAAUGAGACCAUUCAUCAAACAGUAGAAAACAUUAUUAUCCUAGCAAACAGCGGUUUAUCUUCUAACAGGAAUAUAACUGAAACAGGAUGCAAAGAAUGUGAGGAACUGGAGGAAAAGAACAUUAAAGAAUUUCUGCAGAGUUUUGUACAUAUUGUACAAAUGUUUAUCAACUCUUCUUGAUUGUGAUUGAUCCCCUUCAGCAUUUCUACUGUUAGCAAACAUCUUCCUGCGGCUUAGAGGCUGUGAAACUCCUCAUUUCAUGCAUGCUGCCCCAAUUUUUUUAACAAGAGGACAAUCUGGAAUCUUGGCUCACACGAACUCUUAGAAAUGAAAGCAGAAAAAUGUCAUUGAGCAACAUGGUGUCUAUGAACUGUCUUCGUACUUAUUUCGUUCAUUUAUUCUUAAUUUAUUAUUGAAAUUGUACAUAUUUGUAGCAUAAUAUAAAGUAUUGAAUAAAAUUGUGUAUAUACUCUAUCCUUCGAAAUUGCAUUGAUGUUUACCUCCUGUAAGAAAAUAGGGGACAUUCGUUCAAGGGCAAUAGUCAAAUUGCACAAGCUGUGGGGCUGAGCACCCCUGGGGCAGGGAAACCGUAUGUUCCAGCCAGCAUAGGACCACUGACCACCAGCCUUCACUUCUCCAUUAGGUGUAGCACAAGGAGGAAGAAUUAACUACCAAUGAGAAAGGAAGAAAUAGGUGUGAAACCGGUGUUUUACUCUGUAAUUGAUAUAUAAAGCACCUGUUAUAAAAGAUAAAAAGUGCAUGUACCUGGCAGGUAAUAUGCGUCAGUAAAUCUUAGGUGGGAGUGACAAUAAUAAAGCUCCACUGAGGUAGAUAGGUAGAAUCGUGUAUAGGAAACUAAUGGUUGUAAUGAUGUUUGUAUUCCAUGCUUUCCCAAGUGCAGGUAUUUUAUUUUCACUUUUUUUUUUUUGCCAUGCAUGUAUAAUAAAAAAUUUGCUGGUUCGUUAGAGCCAGCAUUAUCUGACAUAAAGUAAUUGUUUGUAUAUUUUUGCAGUAUGCUGUCUGAAAUUUGCAAGGUCUUUUUUAAUAAAACUAUGACUAAAAUGAAA